GCCUUCGUGCUUCAAACAUAUAAGUUAAUCCACCUAAUAAACACUAACAAAGUAACUAACAAUUAGCCGCAAAUCAACGUAAAAACAGUAAAUAAGAAGAUGAUGGGCAUUUUAAAUGAUUCUGAUAGUGAAGAUGAAUUACCUCCUGGGUGGGAGGAAAUGACAACUGUUGACGGAACCGUCUAUUAUGUGAACCAUUAUACAAAAGGCACACAAUGGACACAUCCUAGGACUGGUCGCAAAAAAAUUGUUGAAGGAGAAUUACCAUCUGGAUGGGAGAGAUGCAUAUCAGAUGAUGGUAAAGUUGUAUUCAUUGAUCACAUGAAUCGUACAACAACAUAUACUGAUCCACGACUUGCAUUUGCUACGGAAUAUAGAGAAUUAUCGCAACCAGUACGACAGCGUUUCGAUGGAAGUAGUACAGCAUUAUCCGUUUUACAUGGUCGGGAUUUAAGAGGCAAAAUUGCUAUUGUUACAGGUGCUAAUACAGGCAUAGGAUUUGAAACUGCUAGGUCAUUAGCUUUUCAUGGUUGCAGAGUUAUCUUGGCUUGCAGAGAUUUAAAAAAAGCUGAAAAAGCCAUACAGAAAAUACAAGAAGAACGGGAAAAUGUAAUGUGUGAAACAUUACACUUAGACUUGUCUUCAUUACACAGUGUCAAAGAAGCAGCUGAUCAAUUUAAACAAAAAUAUAGAACAUUGCACAUUCUUAUAUUAAAUGCUGGAGUUUUUGCAGUUCCUUAUGAACUUACAAAAGAUGGUUAUGAAACAACAUUUCAAGUGAAUCAUCUUUCUCAUUUUUAUUUUACUCUUUUAUUGGAACAUCCUAUUCGAAGUUGUCAUAAUUCUAGAGUAGUGGUGGUUUCAAGUGAAUGUCACAGAUUUUCAUCUCUCCGAACAGUAGAAGAUUUUCAUCAAUUGACUCUUUCUCCACCUGCAUAUAAGUAUUGGUUUAUGGGAGCAUAUAAUGAUUCGAAACUAUGUAAUAUUUUAUUUGCACAAGAAUUAGCGAGACGUUGGCCUUCUGUCAGUGUAUUUAGUUGUCACCCUGGUAACAUGGUUUCAUCGUCACUACCCCGUUAUUCGUGUUUAUUACGAUUAUUGUUCACGCUAGUCCGACCUUUCACAAAAUCACUGCAACAAGGAGCGAGUACACAAGUUUUCUGUGCUACCGCACCUGAGCUAGAAGGUGUAACUGGAGUUUAUUUCAAUAAUUGCUACCGUUGUAAUACAUCAAGUGCAGCAUUAGAUUCUGCACUUGCAUCAAGAUUAUGGUCUGUUAGUCAAGAAAUGAUUAUAAGUGUUAUGAAGAAAGACAAAUUUUUGGAAACAGCACAAAAGCGGCACAUGCUUUAAUCGAAUGGAACUAUAAACGAACAAAAGUUCAGUAAAAUAUACAAAGUAGAAUGUACUUUUAUUAAUAAAAAAUGUAUAUUUAUUGUUAUUGAUAAUUUCAUUACACAUUUAAUACAAUUGUUUUUAUAUGUUU
Messenger RNA from Hylaeus anthracinus, 1486 nucleotides. RefSeq names its product WW domain-containing oxidoreductase-like. Gene Ontology annotation, molecular function: protein binding. The coding region runs from base 100 to 1353 and encodes 417 amino acids. NCBI's taxonomy places the organism in Eukaryota, Metazoa, Arthropoda, Insecta, Hymenoptera, Colletidae. The transcript is spliced from 7 exons. The record is from RefSeq and is a predicted model, not a curated record.